AUGUUUGUGAGGAGGUUUGUGGCUUUAACCUCGAGGGCAGCCAGUGUAGCUGCUGUCUCUCAGAGGAUGGCUUCUUCGAGCGCCUCUCCCAUGAAGCUUGCCAGAUUAUCAGUCGUUCCUAACACGAUUGUUCAGAAAAGGUAGCGAAAUUGGAAUUUUUGGUUUUCCUUUGUAAGUGAGAUUUAUCAACUUCACAUGAAACAAGCAGGAGUGGUUGCGCUUUUCAGAGGAAGCAAGGUCUCCGAAUUCGGCCCUUUCGAUCCACCGAAGAAGCUUACAUUCAAAGAAGUUAGUUUUUUCAUUGGUGUUUCGAAAUUCCCAAGAACCAUCAAAUUAAAAAAAAACAUGAUCUUCCUGUAGAAAAUUUUUUUCCAAAAAAGAGUAUGGGAUUUAUUUUUGGAAAGUUUUUCCGUUUUAAACAGCGCCUUGAAAAUUUUUUUCGAACUUCACGUAUCAAAAAGUCUUGUUAAGCUUGUAUAACUACCAGUUUGAAGGUUUUGAAUGCACUUGAAGCGCGAAUAUGAAAAAUUUUUUUAAAAAUCUUGAUAAUUUUAAAAAAAUUGAAAUACGAUUUGAAAAAUGGUUUUAUUUCAUAUUGUAGUUUUUUUUAAUGUUCAAAAGGGGGUCUUCAGGUUGAGGAACGAUUGAUUAAAGCUGUCCGAGCUUGGGACCGAUUCCCUGCCGACAAGGAGAGCGCCCUCAAGCUCGACGCCAACUUCAGCAAGGAUUUGGGCUUCGAUUCCCUCGAUCAGGUUAUUUUUGUCGUUUUAAAAUAAAAUGCCUUUGUUCAAAAUGAUUCUAAUUUGAAACUAAAGGACGUCUCUGCUACCUUGACCGUUACAUUAAAGAAAGUAUUGAGGAAGAGCUUUAAUUCUUAAAAAGUUUAUUUCUGACUUUCGAAAAAGGAUCAUAUAAUAAAUACCGAUUCCUUUGAGUUUUAAUAAUUUUUGUUUUUUUUCUGGAGAAAAGAAUAAGAAAAAAAGAUGAUCUAGUUCUUUUUGCCAUUAUUUGACUGUUUCACUAUAAUCCAAUGUCUAUGGCUAAUUUAAUUUCAAGAAGUGGGUAUAAAUUUUUAUUUGAGGCAAAGGCAUGCGUAAAAAAACUAUACGAAGUUCGAAUAUUAAGCUCCUGUUACAUUCAUGCCUUUAUGAAUAUUACGUCAAGAUUUCUUUCAGUAAAAUCUUCAGUUCAUUCGUUCUAAAGAACGUUUCAUUUCCAGUUGACGUAUUCAACGGAACAUCUAAAGCUUUUUAGAUCUUAGAAAGUGUCAAUACCACACGGAAUUUUAUAUCAAGUCCUAUAAAACUCAAUUUUUGUUAAAAACUGUAAAAUGGUUUUUUUUUUUGAGGGAUUUUUUUCUUUUAACUUCUAAUCUAAACUGUAACGACAGAGGAACAUUUAAUCUUCAUCUUUAUAGAAGUGUUCUUUUAACACUAGAUUUUUGGAUUUUUCAGGUUUCAGGAAGUUUUAUUGUUUAGCUUCAAUGCUUUGGUUCUCUGAAAACCAUGGAACGUUUUUUAGCGGUAUUUAAACUAUUUUCAUUCUAUUGAAAAUGAAUAAUUUUCUAUGUUGAUAGGUAUAUUUUUUUGCUUGAGACUUUAUGUAUUAUCAGAAAUUUUUUUGAAAAUUAAUUCUCAUAUCAAAAAAAAAAAAAUUGAAACAAACUUUUAUGAUUUUAGAACAUGCUCCUUUGUUUUUUAAGACAUUUUCACUCCAAAUAACUUGGAGAUUCUAAAUUUUCGUUGUGUUUCAUUAUUGAAGUACCACACGAUAUGAAAGUGUGAAGCUUGAAAAGUUCCCGGAAUCUUUUGCGCGUUUUUUAAAAUCACGGGGAGUCGAAAUAUUAGGUUCGAGGGCCUUCUACCUCAUUUGGAUCAGGACAGCAACCUUUUUUUGAGGAGAAUCCGGGCAAGCUCAUCAUCUUCAGGUAGAGAUCGUGAUGUCGUUGGAGGACGAGUUCGGCUUCGAGAUCCCGCUCCAGGAUUCCGACAAGUUCCAGACCGUACGCGACGCCUUCAAGUACAUCUGCGAACGAGAAGACGUCUACGAGUAA
Molecule: messenger RNA, 2053 nt
Organism: Caenorhabditis auriculariae
Lineage: Eukaryota; Metazoa; Nematoda; Chromadorea; Rhabditida; Rhabditidae
Source: the annotation of a GenBank genome assembly